Messenger RNA from Gymnodraco acuticeps, 2315 nucleotides. Its product is annotated as leucine-rich repeat neuronal protein 3-like. Gene Ontology annotation, cellular component: extracellular matrix. Lineage: Eukaryota; Metazoa; Chordata; Actinopteri; Perciformes; Bathydraconidae. The record is from RefSeq and is a predicted model, not a curated record. Gene Ontology annotation, molecular function: protein binding.
ACAACUUUGGAUUAUUUGGCCAAUAUCUCUGAAAUCGACUUGUCUCAGAAUAACAUUUCCUCAGUGAGCGAUGUUAGUCUGGGCUCUCUCCCCCGGCUGCUGUCGCUCCACAUGGAGGAGAAUUGGAUCCAGGAGCUUUCUGACAGCUGCCUCUCUUCCUGGCCCAAUCUCCAGGAGUUUUACAUCAACCACAACCUGAUUUUCUCGAUCGCUCCCAGAGCUUUCCAGGGUCUGAGCCGGCUGCUGAGGCUCCAUCUCAAUUCCAAUCGCCUGACGAGUGUAAACAGCCAGUGGUUCCAGUAUCUCCCCCACCUAGAGAUCCUGAUGCUGGGAGAGAACCCCAUCAUUCAGCUGUCAGACAUGAACUUCAAACCCCUGGCGAACCUCCGAAGCCUCGUGCUCGCCAAGAUGAAUUUGACUGAAAUGCCCGAUAACGCUCUGGUUGGACUUGACAAUUUGGAGAGCAUCUCUUUCUUUGACAAUUUGCUCAAUUGUGUCCCCAGAGCGGCGCUGACUAAAGUCAAGAACUUAAAGUUUCUGGAUUUGAAUAAAAACCCGAUUGAGAGGAUCCAAAGAGGAGACUUCAUGGACAUGAUGCAUCUCAAGGAGCUGGGCAUCAACAGCAUGCCUGAGCUCGUGUCCAUCGACAGUUUCGCGCUGAACAACCUGCCAGAGUUGACAAAAAUCGAGGCCACCAACAAUCCCCGUCUGUCCUACAUACACCCGAAAGCUUUCCACAAACUCCCCAGGCUGGAGACCUUGAUGCUGAACAGCAACGCUCUAAGUGCGAUCCAUCGAAGCACGGUUGAAUCCCUCCCAAAUCUGCGGGAGGUCAGUUUGCACAGCAACCCCAUCCGAUGCGACUGUGUCAUUCGUUGGGUCAACAUGAACCGGACCACCGUUCGAUUCAUGGAGCCCGACUCCCUAUUCUGCGUGGAGCCUCCGGAGUACCAAGGCCAGCACGUCCGAAAGGUGCAUUUCAGGGAGAUGACGGAGAUCUGCCUUCCUCUGAUAUCAACGAAGAGCAUCCCGGAUCACCUGGAAGUCGCUAAAGGGACUAAAGUGUCGCUGCACUGCCGGGCAUUUGGAGAACCGGAGCCUGAGAUCUUCUGGGUGACGCCAAAGGGUGACAAGGUCCUACCUGGAGGUGCGUCCGAUAAAUACUACAUGCACCCCGAGGGAACCUUUGACCUCUACGAUGCCACGGAGCAGGAAGCCGGAUCGUACACCUGCGUCGCCCACAACCUCGUCGGGGCAGACCUGAAAUCGGUGAUGGUUUCGGUAGACGGAUACAUCGCAGAGCUUUCGAACCAACCUGUACACGUCUUUAUCACAUCGGUGCAGUCUCAUUCUGUAAGGGUUUCCUGGGAGAGCACAGGGGGUUUGGUAUCGCAACUAAAAUGGUCUGUUUUAGCCGACAGUGUGAUGCCGUUCACAGCCAGACUUCCUGCCGAUGUCAGAGAUUACCGCAUCAAACAGUUGAAGCCUUCCACGUGUUACCAGGUUUGUGUGGAAGUACAGCCUGGAUACAGCAGGGAUUGUGUAAACGUGACCACGAAGGAGGCAGCGUUCCCAAGGAGGAAGACGGAGAGCUGGGACGGUCUGGUGAUGGCUUCUUGUGCCGUGUUUUUCAUCGUGGUUGCCGUGGCUUGCUCCUUGAUGUAUACGUCUCUGUACAGCCAAAUGUUUUACAGGAAACUGAUAGCAGAUCCAGAUGAAACGCUGCUUAUUCCCAGCACUCAAUCCUCUUCUUCUUCCUCUUUCCUGGAAUCCUGUUCUGGGAUCAAGGUGAGGGCCACUGCAAUAGACUUACCGGACAUGUAAGAAAACGUCCUUGUCUGUAAAAGCACUUUGGGAUUAAGUGGAAAACGAGUGAUUGACACGGGACAAUGUCAUUUAUGGGCUCUCUUUUCAGGACUUUUGAUGGGACAUUUUGCACUGGAUCUCAGCUUGGUGGCAUCGGAGGAAAUGUAUUGAUAUUUACAUAAAUUGCUUAAAAGCAGAGACUAUUUUGUAUUUCCAACUUGUGUCGAUAUAACAAGCGUAAUGAAGCAGAUAUCUUGACUAUAAUCUACAUGGCUCCUGGUCAUCGAUGCAGUGCAACUGGAGUAAAGCACAGCAGAGGAACUGUUUAAAAUACUUUGUCAGGACGGCUGUUAUGUCUGGAAAAAAGCUUUUUCAUGCUGUGUUUCAUUAAAUGGUGCCAAGCAAAGAUUUAUAAUAGCAGAAGAAAAAAAAAAAACCUUGUUAGUCUUGUGUACAAUUAAACCGACUGUAAUGUAAACAAUUUUAUGAACAAAUACAUUUUUCAUUAA